Centruroides sculpturatus (bark scorpion) is the source of this 1567-nucleotide messenger RNA. RefSeq lists its product as uncharacterized. The record is from RefSeq and is a predicted model, not a curated record. Lineage: Eukaryota; Metazoa; Arthropoda; Arachnida; Scorpiones; Buthidae. The coding region runs from base 22 to 1386 and encodes 454 amino acids. The transcript has a single exon.
UAUUGAUUUCAGUUGUUUGUCAUGAUGUCCAGGCUGGGAACUAAAACAUACAGCCGCAAGCAAGAAUGCAAAACCAGCAUUCAGUUUGACCAAAUGUUGUCAGACAAAAGCAACAAACCAACUACUACUAAAGUAGCAAUGACUACCGUUCAUAGGUCAAGAUGGGGUAUGACUUCUUUUACUUCUUUAAGAAAGACUCAUCUUAAUGGACAAAAAGAUUUGUCAGAAAACAGUGAAAGCAGUGCAACUCCUUCAAUAGCACCAAAGCGAAUUAAAGUGGAUCCAAAAUCUAUUUCUAGUUUUGGAGAGGACCCUUUUAGUUUUGACAUUGAUGCAGAGUCUUCAUCUGCAAAAUUAUCUCAACAAUCAUCCAAUCUGCUCAUUACAAAAGGAACUAAAGGACAAAGUGUUUUUACUAUACCAAAACCAAAUAAAUUUUUUAAGAGUGGUGCUUCACGAAUAUCAGUUACAGGUAGUAAUUCACAAAAAAAAGUUAACAAUGACUUAAAAUUUUCUGUAGAAGUUUUGGGAUCAAAUAAAAUUAACAAUGUAAGUAAAUUAUCAAUGGACCAAUAUUCAUGUAAACUUGUGUCAAAACUGUCAGAAAAUAGUGGCUCAAAAAUUCAAAACUGUGGUUUAGUGAACAAAAAUAACCUACCUUCAAAUAUCCCAUCACAUACUAGAUUAUCUGAAGUCACUACUUUAUGUGCUUCCAACAUUGUCUCACAUAGUCCCAUCAAAAAUAUAGCUGAUAUAUCUGUAACAAAUUCCAGUGAUAAUGUGCCGUUACUUCAAAGAAGUACAUCCAAAAUACUUGAUAUUAGUUCACAGACAUAUUCAUCAUCUAAUAACAAUAAUAAUAAUGAAAAUAACAGCAACAGCUACAGUAGAAAAUCUGAAGAUAACUCAGAAAAUUUAACAAAAUCAAUAAAUUGUGAAGCUGAUGAUAGGUUUGAAAGUGUUUUUAGGUCUGUUGUAACGAAAACAUAUGGUGGAAAGAAAAAUUUUGAACAUUUACAAAAAGGAAACAAAAUAGUAAAUUUGCCAGUCAUAAAAGAUCUUCAUCAACUUCCAUUGCCAUCAGUAAGAGACAAUCCAUCAGAUUCAAAAACUUCUAAUCAGGAUAGUUUAUGGGAAGAAGAAAGCAAUUCAGAACCAUUAACAAUCUCAGAAAGUUCAGACAAUGAACAAAUUGACAAUUUUGAUAAAAAUAGUGCUUUAUCUUCAAAAUCACUACAUUUGGAAAUGGAAACAAACACUAAAAUUUCCAGUUUAAAAGGAAAUCAGUCUCUAAGUCGUAAAAGAAUAUUCAAUAGUCCUAAAAAGGUAAGUUUUUUUUCAAUUUCCCAUUUGUUAUUUUUAUACAUUGAAAAAAUUUGUUUUUAAUUUUAUAAUAAUAAUUAUAUUUUAUUAAUUUUUCUUCAUGAAUAAAAUAUAACAUAACAUAACAUUAAUUCUUAUUCUAGAUAAGAUAUUGAAAGAUAUUUAAUACAGGUAUCUGUCAUAUAACAUAGUAGUUACGUUCCAAAAAAGUGUUGUGUUAAGCUAAUCCAUGCUAUACAAAACA